Molecule: messenger RNA, 1862 nt
Organism: Cicer arietinum (chickpea)
Lineage: Eukaryota; Viridiplantae; Streptophyta; Magnoliopsida; Fabales; Fabaceae
Source: RefSeq, a predicted model, not a curated record
GUCACUGUUGAAUUCAAGUCAAAACUAGAACCUUCCACUCGUUUGUUCACAAUAUUAGGGUUUUGCGAAAGGGGUUUUAGACCCAUUGCUCGCGCAACCACAACAGACCCCUAAUCAUCAUUCCCAAAUGGUUCGCUCCAAUGGCGUCAAGCUUCUUCGUUCCCUUUCCCCUAAACUCCUCCGUAACGCCGAUAAAUCCACAUAUGAAGGAGUGUUGCAAAGGGGGUACAGGACAUUGAAUUCCGGAUUUCGCGAUCCUUCCAAAGUUUUUGGAAAUUAUUUUUCCAAUGUUGGAGAUGGUGUUAAUUUGAAGAACUGCGUGCUAUUGGGAGCAAUAAAUACUUAUUUUGGGGCAUCUAGAUCCAUUCACGGCUCAGCAUCAUUGGCAAGAGACUAUUAUGAAGUUCUUGGUGUCAGUAAGAAUGCAAGUUCUUCUGAAAUAAAGAAAGCAUACUAUGGGCUUGCAAAAAAGCUCCAUCCUGACACAAACAAAGAUGAUCCUGAAGCUGAAAAGAAAUUUCAAGAAGUUUCAAUGGCUUAUGAGACUUUGAAGGAUGAGGAAAAGCGUCAACAGUAUGAUCAGGUUGGCCAUGAUGCUUUUGUAAACCAAGAAAGCAAUGGUUUUGGAGGCAGCGGUGGCUUUAAUCCCUUUGAGCAGAUAUUCCGUGAUCAUGAUUUUGUCAACAGCUUCUUUCAUCAGAACAUUGGCGGACAGGAUGUCAAGACUUUCGUUGAACUUUCCUUUAUGGAAGCUGUCCGAGGAUGCACCAAAACCAUUACAUUUCAAACAGAUAUGCUUUGUAACACUUGUGGUGGGAGCGGGGUUCCUCCUGGUACAAGACCUGAAACCUGUAAGCGCUGUAAAGGGUCUGGAGUGACAUCUGUACAAGCUGGCAUAUUUAAAAUGGAAACUACAUGUGGUGCGUGUAAGGGAACUGGCAAAAUUGUAUCGAGUUUCUGCAAGUCAUGCAGGGGUGCAAAGGUUAACAAAGGAACCAAGUCGGUCAAAUUGGAUAUUAUGCCUGGGAUUGACAACAAUGAAACCAUUAAGGUUUACAGAAGUGGUGGUGCAGAUCCUGAUGGAGAUCAUCCUGGUGAUCUCUAUGUUACUAUCAAGGUCAGGGAAGAUCCUGUCUUCCGUAGGGAAGGAUCUGAUAUUCAUGUAGAUACUGUUUUAAGUAUCACUCAGGCAAUUUUGGGUGGAACCAUUCAGGUCCCAACUCUUACAGGAGAUGUUGUUCUUAAGGUACGUCCUGGAACCCAACAUGGUCAGAAGGUGGUUCUGAAAAAGAAAGGGAUCAAGACCAAAAAUUCUUAUACAUUAGGCGAUCAAUAUGUUCAUUUUAACAUCACCAUCCCAACGCUGAGAGACCUGACAGAGAGACAGCGUGAAUUGAUUGAAGAAUUUCAGAAGGAAGAGCAAGAUGAUUCUGAUAAAGAGAAGAAAACUGCUUCGGCUUCUGGUUGAAAACAUUGACAGAGUAUGCAAUCAUUUAACCAUCAAAUUGUGCUCAACUGGGUGGGAAGUUCCCACCGCGUGCUAUUGAAGUUUUGUAGGAGUAUUAAUUAUUAUUAUUUUUUUUUCUUUUUACCCCUCCACUAUUGAGUAUAUGUAAUAUGUAUCGUUAUAAGAGAUAAUCACAAAUUAUCAUCAAUUCAUUUUUAAAGUUAGAAGACAGUCCCUUUAUGCACCUGUAGACUCCUUUAGUCUGUGUUGUAUAUAUAUUUGGAUAUCACUUUUAACAUAAAGGGGUGCAAAUGACUGAAUUGUCAUUCUUUUUUAGCUUCAUGACAAAUAAUUGGGGCAUGGCCAAACUUAUUGAUAAUUUCUGCAUCAAUACAAAAAUAUAUAUUUAUUUAUA